Molecule: messenger RNA, 1947 nt
Organism: Sesamum indicum (sesame)
Lineage: Eukaryota; Viridiplantae; Streptophyta; Magnoliopsida; Lamiales; Pedaliaceae
Gene: SCPL33
Product: serine carboxypeptidase-like 33
Biological process (GO): proteolysis
Cellular component (GO): vacuole
Molecular function (GO): serine-type carboxypeptidase activity
Source: RefSeq, a predicted model, not a curated record
UCUUAUCUUCAGUUGUUUCCCCAAAACAGUACCUUUGUAGCAUGAGUCAUCUCCAUGUUCUUUUCUGAGAAAAAAGUAAGCCAAGAACAUCUUAUAUUCUGGGAUUCCUCUGCUUAUAUCACAUCACUCCUUACUCUUAUCUUUUUACGAGCGGACGCACACAUAUACACACUGUCCCACACUGAAAAACACUGAUGAAGUGAAGUAGAAAAAACAUGGCUGCUGAAAGUCUACUUCCAAACAAAAUCUUGUUAUUUAUAUUUUAUUUUGUUGUAGCAUUGAAUACAAGCAUUAAUGCAGCAGCAAAUCUGAAACUCUCUGAGGAAUAUGAAAAUGAUAGAAUAAUGAAACUACCCCACCAACCAUCCACACCAACUAUAUCACAAUUCUCAGGAUACAUCACAGUUAAUGAAGCUCAUGGGAGGGCCCUCUUCUACUGGUUCUUUCAGGCUCAAUCUCAACCAAAUAAGAAGCCUCUACUCCUUUGGCUCAAUGGAGGGCCUGGUUGCUCAUCAAUUGGAUAUGGAGCAGCUGUGGAGUUGGGCCCUCUGAGAGUUGCUAAAAAGGGGGCUGCUCUUGAAUUUAAUCCUCAUUCUUGGAAUAAAGAAGCAAAUUUGCUGUUUGUUGAAUCUCCAAUUGGUGUUGGAUUCUCAUACACCAACACAUCUUCUGAUUUUGACGAUAUAGACGACAGAUUUGUAGCUGAGGAUACCUACAACUUCUUGGUAAGAUGGCUGAAAAGGUUCCCACAAUUCAAGGAUCAUGAAUUUUUCAUUUCAGGAGAAAGCUAUGCAGGUCAUUAUGUGCCUCAGGUGGCUGAACUUGUGCAUGAAAGGAAUAAGAAGAGAGAGAAGUAUCCAUAUAUUAAUCUCAAAGGCUUCAUAGUGGGAAAUCCUGAAACGAACGAUUAUUUUGAUUAUAAAGGAUUACUUGAGUAUGCUUGGAGCCAUUCAGUUGUAUCAGAUCAAGACUACAAAAAGGCCAGAAGAGCAUGUAAUUUCAAGCUCGAGAACUGGUCCACUGCAUGUGUUGAUGCCAUGACAACAGUGUUUGAUCGAUACAAGGAGAUUGACAUCUAUAACAUCUAUGCCCCUUCAUGUCUUCUUAAGAAUACUUCUGCUGGUAUUGCCAGUGAAAAUGAUUUCUCAAACACCAAGGCACAAAGUCAUGGGUUCAGAAGAAUGAAACUGGUCCCGGGAGGAUAUGAUCCCUGCUACUCGACAUAUGCUGAAGGUUAUUUCAACAGGAUGGAUGUUCAGAAAGCCUUACAUAUAAAUUCUAGAGGGCUAAGUGGCACCGUAAGAUGGACAGUCUGCAAUGAUUCAGUAUUCAGAUCAUACAAUUAUACUGUCUUCUCCGUCUUGCCAAUAUACAGGAAACUCAUCAAAGAAGGCCUAAAGAUUUGGAUGUAUAGUGGAGACGCAGAUGGUAGAGUCCCGGUCAUUGGUUCAAGAUACUGCAUUGAAGCUCUUGAACUGCCUCUCAAGACUCCAUGGACAUCUUGGUACUACAAGAAUCAGGUAGGAGGGAGGCUAGUGGAGUAUGAAGGAUUGACCUUGGUGACGGUGAGAGGGGCAGGUCAUCUUGUGCCCCUCAACAAGCCUAAUGAGGCAUUGGCCCUCAUUCACUCUUACUUGUCUGGUGAACCUCUUCCUACCCACAGAUGAAGCUCUUGUUACAGCUUCUGAGAAACGUAGGUGGUAACAAGAUUUAAACACAGAAGUACAUUAAACAUACAAAUAUAUUGGUUUUUCCUUUGGUAGAAUAAGGUUUUUGAGGAUCAAAUAAGUGGUGAAAACAACUUCAACAUGUCUUUCUGACGCCUAUCUCCACUACUACUUUUCUUUGUGUUAUUUUCUGGACUUGGUGUAUCAUUGUAUCCAUACUCUCUACUUCUUUUAGUGCUUAAAUAUUGAAUGUCCAUUUUUGGGUUCUGGUUCCGUAUAA